AUGAGAGCAACUGAAGAGAAUCGUCAACUUCAGUUACAGACUCUGGAGGUCUGUCACAGACUCUGGAGGUCUGUCACAGACUCUGGAGGUCUGUCACAGACUCUGGAGGUCUGUCACAGACUCUGGAGGUCUGUCACAGACUCUGGAGGUCUGUCACAGACUCUGGAGGUUUGUUACAGACUCUGGAGGUUUGUCACAGACUUUGGAGGUUUGUUACAGACUCUGGAGGUUUGUUACAGACUCUGGAGGUCUGUCACAGACUCUGGAGGUUUGUUACAGACUCUGGAGGUCUGUCACAGACUCUGGAGGUUUGUUACAGACUCUGGAGGUUUGUCACAGACUUUGGAGGUUUGUUACAGACUCUGGAGGUUUGUUACAGACUCUGGAGGUCUGUCACAGACUCUGGAGGUCUGUCACAGACUCUGGAGGUCUGUCACAGACUCUGGAGGUUUGUUACAGACUCUGGAGGUUUGUCACAGACUCUGGAGGUUUGUUACAGACUUUGGAGGUUUGUUACAGACUCUGGAGGUUUGUUACAGACUUUGGAGGUUUGUUACAGACUUUGGAGGUUUGUUACAGACUCUGGAGGUCUGUCACAGACUUUGGAGGUUUGUUACAGACUCUGGAGGUUUGUUACAGACUCUGGAGGUUUGUUACAGACUCUGGAGGUUUGUCACAGACUCUGGAGGUCUGUCACAGACUCUGGAGGUUUGUUACAGACUCUGGAGGUUUGUUACAGACUCUGGAGGUUUGUCACAGACUCUGGAGGUCUGUCACAGACUUUGGAGGUUUGUUACAGACUCUGGAGGUUUGUUACAGACUCUGGAGGUUUGUUACAGACUCUGGAGGUUUGUCACAGACUCUGGAGGUCUGUCACAGACUCUGGAGGUUUGUUACAGACUUUGGAGGUUUGUUACAGACUUUGGAGGUUUGUCACAGACUUUGGAGGUUUGUCACAGACUCUGGAGGUUUGUCACAGACUCUGGAGGUUUGUUACAGACUUUGGAGGUUUGUUACAGACUUUGGAGGUUUGUUACAGACUCUGGAGGUUUGUUACAGACUCUGGAGGUCUGUCACAGACUCUGGAGGUCUGUCACAGACUCUGGAGGUUUGUUACAGACUUUGGAGGUUUGUUACAGACUUUGGAGGUUUGUCACAGACUUUGGAGGUUUGUCACAGACUCUGGAGGUUUGUUACAGACUUUGGAGGUUUGUUACAGACUUUGGAGGUUUGUUACAGACUCUGGAGGUUUGUUACAGACUUUGGAGGUUUGUUACAGACUCUGGAGGUUUGUUUGAACACUACAUAAAUGAAGCUUAA
Messenger RNA from Knipowitschia caucasica, 1320 nucleotides. The record is from the annotation of a GenBank genome assembly. Lineage: Eukaryota; Metazoa; Chordata; Actinopteri; Gobiiformes; Gobiidae.